This is a messenger RNA of Stylonychia lemnae, 1887 nucleotides long. Lineage: Eukaryota; Ciliophora; Spirotrichea; Sporadotrichida; Oxytrichidae. The record is from the annotation of a GenBank genome assembly.
AUGAACUCAGAAUAAAAAUUACUUAAAUAAUUGGAGAGAGAGUAUCGCAAAGAAGAGAUACUCACCAAGCUUACCAUGAGCAAGUCUGCCAAAUUCCUCAAAGAUUGGCAGAACCUUUAGUAUAACAAGCCUCCAAUUACCUGGUUAUCUUCAAAACCAAUUACAAUCCAUGAUGCAAGUUUGAAGACAAGAGAUUUGCCAGAUCAUAGAUCUAAAGAUUAGAAACAGAAAAUAGCCAUUGAAGCAUUUGUUGUUAAUGAACCAAUAAAGAAUGGGCACGAGGUGAUCUACUCUUAAACUCUGGACUGUGACUAUAUAUUGCAACCAAAAGGAAUGGUAGGUAGAGGGUCAAUGUGCGUUGCCGAACUUUAUGGCAAAAAUAUGAGAAUAAAAGUAGUGUAAACUCUAAUAGAUAAAAAGAAAAAGGAGGACUAGAUUGAAAAAUGGAAAAUUCAGAUGAAAAGGGAGGAAAGCUUUUCUCCUGUCACAAUAACUAGUUCUAGCUAUUAAUCCCCACUAAUGAGAUAAUCAAUGAAUGUCUAAAAUUCCUAUAAAUUAAUGAAUUCACAAACAAUUUAGCAAGACGUGAGAGUAAGACCAUUCACAUCAAAGCAUAAAAGUUUCACACCAAAUAGGUUCAAAAUGCUCAAAGAAGAUGAAAAGGAUCUUUAUAACGUCUUUAAAGAUGCUUAGAAUUUUCUUGGCUAAGAUUUAAUAAAGAAUAGCCAUUUUGAUUUUUCAAAGUAUGAGAUAAAUGAAAUCAAGCAGAAAAAACUGUCCAAGACUAAUAGCAAAAACAAUUAUGAAUCACCCAGGAUAAGUCUGCAGAAAUCUAGGGAAAAUUCUUCCAGAAAUUCUUUUAGCAAGAGAAGAAAAUCUUUUAAUGCCAAAAUUCCUGAUAAGAAAAAAUUUCAGAUAAAGUAGCCGAUGAAUAGCUAUAUGAUUGAUUUACCCUCUGAUUCGGAAGAAGAGAGCAAACAAGAUGAUAGUAAAGUAAUCCAAGAAUAGAAGCUCUUUAAUUUGGAUGUGCUUCUUGAUGAUAAAUAACCUCUAAGAACGUAAUAAAUCAAAUCUAAAUAACUAGCAAAGGUCUCUUUUAAUUUUAAUCCAGAGCCUAAAAAAAGGAAUAGUACAACUCAUCUUUAAAAUUUCUUAUAACUCUCAAAGGGUAAAUUCAAAUCUUUAGAGGGUUAAAUAAUCUCAGAUUUUAUUGAGCAGUAAAAGGAGGAUUCAAGUGAAACAUCCUUCGAGGAUUAUCAGUAGUAUGAGGUUUAGCGCAAUUAAUAUGAAAUUGAUGAUGAACAGAAAAGAUUAAAGUAGAGAAAUAAGAUAAAGAAACUGCUAAAUAUAGAAACAGACAGCAACUCCAGAUUUCAGUCUUCGAAUACACUUAAAAUCAAAUAAAAACUUUAAGACAUAGAAAAUCAUAGUAACUCAAGUGAUUAUCAAUAAGCUGGCAUUAUCAAAUACAAAACUGAAAACUCCAAAUUUAUGCCAAAACUUAAUGAUCAAUAGAGCCAGCCAGAAAGUGGAGCAUUCUCAAGAAAGUCAAGUACUAAUCAUGAAGAAUUAGUUUACUAUAAGAAAGCAGGUGGCUUAUGUGUAGUUAAUAGUGUGGUACCCAAGAAAACAAGAGAGGGUGUAAGCAUUAUGAAAUAAAAAUAAAUGGCAGAUGUAGCAAAUAAUUAUAUGAGAAUUUAGGCAUAACUUCAUAGCAGGAAAAGAACUAAUCUAAGUGUUGAGGCUCAGCUCGCUUUGCAGAAAUCAAGAGGAAGACUAGACUCGGUUUAUCACAGAGGUAAAUAGAGUAUUAUUUACUCAAAACAGCAAUAGUAACAUAAUCAAUAGCAGAUAUAUAGUCAAUAAACAACAUAAUAAUAUCUUUGA